UGGUUUCUUGUGAUCCCAAAACCCUAAGUUCUUCACAGCAGGCCGUCGGCGUUCUAGCAAGCGAGAGGUACAGGAUGAAGACGAUCUUAUCAUCAGAGACGAUGGACAUCCCUGACGGCAUCGAGAUCAAAAUAAAGGCCAAGAUCAUUGAAGUGAAAGGACCACGAGGAACCCUAACUCGCAAUUUCAAGCAUCUCAAUCUCGAUUUCAUGCUCAUUACUGAUGAGGAGACCGGGAAAAAGAAGCUGAAGGUUGAUGCGUGGUUCGGAUCUCGCAAGACCACCGCCGCCAUCCGUACUGCACUUAGUCACGUCGGCAACCUAAUCACCGGUGUUACUCAGGGGUUCCGUUACAAGAUGAGAUUUGUGUACGCUCACUUUCCAAUCAACGCUAGCAUUAGCAACACCAACUCUGCGAUUGAAAUCCGUAACUUUCUUGGUGAAAAGAAGGUGAGGAAGGUGGAUAUGCUUGAUGGAGUGACUGUGGUCAGAUCCGAGAAGGUCAAGGAUGAAUUGAUACUUGAUGGAAAUGACAUUGAACUUGUUUCUCGAUCAUGUGCCCUAAUUAACCAGAAAUGUCAUGUGAAGAACAAGGAUAUCCGAAAGUUUCUUGAUGGUAUUUAUGUUAGUGACAAGGGAAAGAUAGAGGAGGGUGACAAUUGAGUUUGUUUUGUUAUCUGCACCAUUUUCAGUCAGAGUGUUAUCUUUUUUCUUUAGCCAUAUUUUGAACAUUUUUGUCAGACUCUUGUUACCAUUGAGUUCUGAAGUUUUCUUGAACCUUAAUUACUAUUGUACUGUGCUUUUGGUCUUGUUUAUGCAUCAAUUAUAUCAAAACCCGACCGUUUUUGUC
This is a messenger RNA of Lactuca sativa (garden lettuce), 849 nucleotides long. Its product is annotated as large ribosomal subunit protein uL6. Gene Ontology annotation, molecular function: structural constituent of ribosome; rRNA binding. The record is from RefSeq and is a predicted model, not a curated record. Gene Ontology annotation, biological process: cytoplasmic translation. Lineage: Eukaryota; Viridiplantae; Streptophyta; Magnoliopsida; Asterales; Asteraceae. Gene Ontology annotation, cellular component: ribosome; cytosolic large ribosomal subunit.